AUGUCGAGCUCUCUGGCGGCGCAACUCGCACAGAGGACCACACUCGACUCCGUGCGAUUGCAGUCCGCAAAGUCGCUCAAGAACCCACCUUCGUUCAUCUUCUCGCCGCGCCAUGCGGCGUCCGUUUCGAACGCGGAUCUUCAUGCACUCGCUUCCAAUGCCUGGGACCAGCUGUCGAACCUCGACCCUUUCUUCGAACGCUACCAUGCUCGCAUCUUGGGGGAGGAAGCCAAGACGAUCGAUCGAAGCGCCUUGACCAAGGAGGACAACGAUCGGCUCGGCCAAGUGCUCGACAAGGUGCUCCGGGCCCUGGGGAAGCACAUGCUGCUCAAACCAGCUGGAGUCGUACUUGAAUGGCUCUUGCGCAGAUUCAGGUCAGUUCUGCUGUUCUGGUGGGCUCUGUCCGCUCAAGAAAGUCGUGGACGCGAAGUCUAACCCAUCUUCUCACCUACGCCGACCGCCGCUGACCGCCGUCGAUGUGUGACGCAUUCACUUCUCAUAGGGUCAAUGAUCUCAACACCGCGUCUUUGAUCGCCAUGUUCAUGCCGUACCACACCACCGCUCAUUUCCCGUCCGCUUUGAACCUCAUCGCCGAGCCGACCCUGCGAGAGGCCGCGCCGUUCUCGCUCUUGCUCGACGUCCGAGCCUCCUUGGCGCCCCUCGCCUUGCCCGACCUCAUCUCCCUCCUUCCUCCGUUCAACCCUCGUCCGACAGCGCGAGGCCUUCUCGACUUCUUGCUUCGACUGCCGCUCUCCCACCUCGAGGCCGACGAGAAAGUCCACCGAGCGUUGAUCGGCUUCUGGCUGCAAUUCGUAGCCGCUUACGUCGACCGCGCCGGCACGAAGCUUCCCGAGGGAGAACGUGCUGCCGUCCUGUCUACGAUUCUCGAGGUGCUGCGGUCGUCGAGGGAUCAUCCCGAUCUGUUGAUUGCGACCUACAUCUUGCUCGCCCGCUACGCGCUUCAUCUACCCUUCGAAGGCGAGACGCUGCGGGUGGUCGUCAAAACGAUCGUCAGCAACAAAACAAGGCGAGAUACCGGCGACGAAGAGACCGACGCGGCUUUCAUCACAACCCUCAUCGUUGUCACCCACCUUGGUCAGGGUCUGGUCGAUGUCGGCGAGGGCAAGAAGUUCCUCGGCGGUAGUGGCUGGAAGAGCUUGAUGAAGGUCGAACGUCUUUGCGAUCUGCUCAUUCAGCUAUGCAAUCAGUACGAUGCACAAAAGUUUAUGACGCCCUUCCUCAAUACGUUGGCGGCGCAGGCGUAAGUCUUGAUAGCUCUAAGCGCUUCCCCUGGGGGCUUGACUGAUCUAAAAACAUAAUUGACACAGUGUCGAGUCGGAGGCCGAAGCCGCCAUUCUGUCCAAGCUUUUGUUGCCGACUGGUGAAUCCGAGCAAACUUCGCCCACGGUACUCCCCGACACCAUCGUGACGCUUCUGGCACGAUCCGUUGUUUCCGCUGCACUGUGCGCGUCGUCAAGCCAAUCAACCCAACCUUUGGUGCGCGCACUUUCGCAAGUUCAUCAACGAUGGCCGUCGAUCUGGUCGAAGGAGCUCAGCGUGCGCACGAGCACCCUCCCGGCGAACGACAAGCCAAAGCUGUGGUCCCUGGUCAACGCCGUGCUCUCGGGCGGACGCACUGUUGCGAACGAUACGCAGUCGUCAAGCGUGUUCUUGGCCGCUUCCGAUCCCGAUGCAGCAGUGCGAGUCAAAGCUCUCAAUGAUGUGCUGCUGUCAGCGGAUAGUAUAGCGGCCUCGAAUCCCUCCUUUGUUCACGACACUUUGGUCGCACGGCUUUCGGAGUCGGAUGCUUCCGUCGUCUCCGCGGUCUUGGCUCCUUCCGCCCUCUCGAUCCUUAACAACUACGUGGGUGGCGUCGAUCAACUGCAAGCACUUAAAAUGAGCCUCGGUGCAACUGCACCCAUCGCUUCUGUCAAGCUCGUCCUGGCCUACCUCGCCGAUCAUUUCGUCGUUCAGUUUCCCGAGCUCGCCGACCGCGUGGUUCGGGAAGUGUUUUGGGGCCGCCUCCUGAGCGCCAAAGCAGAUCACGCCCAGCGAGUCGUGGCAUGGGUUGCACUUACAGGCUCUAAACUCGAGACGGCUUCCGCUUGGUUGAACGGCGUAGGAUCCUCGUUUGACCUCAAGCUCGAUCCCAGCAAUAACGGCUUUGCCGCGGGUGCUACUCGUGCCAACGAAGCCGUGGUCGACACCUUAGCGCGCAAUAUUGCUGGCUUGGCUCGAGAGCACUACGAGGUUGCACAAGACUACCUUCUGUCGAGUGUCACUCCUAUCGCGCAAGCCGGUGAGACAUCUCUGCCAGAGGCCAGCUCUCACUUGCUGUCCAGUCUCGUCUCCGCUCGCAUUGCGGGCAUCAUUGAGCCAAAGCUGCGUAGUCGCUUCGCUCUCCACGUCUUCGGUCGCAUCACCGAGACUGCCUUCGGAAUCGACUCAUUCGAGAACGGUCAGGUCGAGCUUGUAGCCAACCUUGCCAACGGCCUGCCAGCGGCGGCGGUAGCGGAUGCUGUCGUGUCCCGCCCUAACCAGCACUACACUUUGCGAUGGGUACGGACAGUGCUCCUCCUGAGUGUAGUGGAAACAGUACGGAGUGAUGAGAGGAUACGGUGGAAUUGGCUCGCUCCCCAAGACGGCGACCACGACUCGGAUCUGCAGGACUUCGUUCUUGCGGUCUACCAACUCGCCCACGCUCAAUCGGCGACGAAGUCCGCUCCUUCGACACUUGCAAGCUCCCUGCUCCGAUCGCUAUUUGGUCACAUGGUGGUCGUUGACGUCCUUGCGUUCCUGGCAUCGAUCUUCACCUCAAGCACUGUGCCUCUCGAGCUGCGUGUCAUCGCCUUGCGGGAUGCGGCUGUGUAUGUGCAGGCCCAAGCCUCGCCCGAUCUGCGCAAACCUGUCGAUUGGCAAGUCGUCGUUCCAGCUAUCGUCUUGGCACUAACUUCGCCUGAUCGUCGCGUCCGAGUUGAAGCCAUGGAUCUGGUCUCGGCUGUGCUGCAGGCCAUGCCCAUGUCGACAGCUCACAUUUACGGUCGCGAGAAGUUUUACGGAGCUUUCUCAAGCUCGGUCUUGCAAUACCUCGACGUCGCCGAUACCACCGAAUAUCUGACCAAGAUCGCGGCUGCGAAGACUGAGAUCUUGAUGGACGGAUCCUACCUUAUCUCGAUCCACGAGUCCUUACUGGAUGCCCCGUCGAGCAAAUCAUCGGCUAGUCAUCCUAGCCCGUCCAAGAAGAAGACGACGCUGAAAGUCAAAGUCGCGACGUUCCUGCUGUCCCAUGCGUUGGCGUGGAGGAGUGAUUUGGUGACUCGCUUCACGUUCUUGCGCAUAUUGUCGCGGGUCCGAGACUCGUUCAAAGCCAAUUUGGUCUUGCCUAUCUUGCGUCAAGUCAUAACCGAGUACACAGCCGAGGAACGGUUCAACCUUUCCAAGGACGUGGAUUCGAACGUUGUCGUCCAACUCAGCCGCGAACUGCUGCAACCUUUCGACGACGCGAGCAAGAAGUGGAUCGAAUCGAGCGCGGACAAUCAGGCCUUCGAGACCUUGGUCAAGUUGAUGAGCCUCGAGGAACUCUUCGGGAUCGGCGGCGCUCUGCGCGAGCAGGCAUUCACGAUCCUUGGCGCAUCUCUCUUCUCCGUGGUCCGGGGCGAGGACAGGCUCGACGUGUUCAAACGGCUCAUUCGUCUUGGUGUUCAUCAGGAUGCGCGGCUCGCGGCGGCCCCAUUGGCGGCGGUGCGCGCCAUAAAAAUUGAUGCUGGAACGGUCACUUUGGUCCUCAACGAGCUCAAGUUGUUCUUGGCGUCCCCGGUCAGCAAAGGCGCAAAACGAGGACGCACCUCGUUGGGCAACUCGUCUGUCACCGCAGGCAGCAGGACCGACCGCGUCCCGGAGCUGGUGGUUAUACUCGAGUCGGUGGACUUCGCGAAAUUGGAACCCAUCCCCAACCUUCUGUUGGCGCUGUUCGAUCUCCUUUCCAGCAUGAUUGAGGUCCCCGCCCCCGCUCAGGUCGAUGUGCAAUACCCGGGCCAACUUGUGCUCUCAAGUCUGUCUGCUCUGGUGUCGCAUGUCGAUCCCAACGCGAACACGAUCAUCACCGACUCGAUUCGGAUGUCACCUGUGCUCGACCUCAUGCGCACUUCGACGAACCCGCAGACGUAUCACCAAGCAUUGCUCUUGCUCGCCCAGCUCGGCCCGCUCGUACCAGAUCAACUCGUUCACCACGUCAUGCCCAUCUUUACGUUUGUCGGCGCGAACGUGAUCCAGCGGGACGACGCUUACAGCUUGCGCGUCGUUGAUCAAACGCUAGAGAGCAUUAUCCCGGCCCUAGUCAAGUCGACGAAGCGCAAGUCUGGGGACCGCGAGGCGCUUGUGGCGAACCUCAAAGAUCUCUUGCAAGUGUUUGCGGAUGCUGCCGAGCACAUGCCUCGGCAUCGACGCAUCAAGUGAGUACCAUUUCUUCGCUCAGCUCUCCAUUUCAUUCUCAGUGUUAACCACAAGCAUAUGUGUUGCCUUCUUCCAGGCUAAUCGUGCGACUCGUCGAGACGCUUGGCUCCCAAGAUUUCCUGUCGGCCAUGGCCAUGUUGCUCGCCGAGCGCGAUAUCAAGACCGCCGACGGCAGCCCGUUGUCUUCGUUGGUGCUCGAGCACUUCUCGAUCGAGGUCCAACUAGCGGCUUUCCAUCAGAUCGUGGCCGAAGUUGGACAUUUGCUCGAAGGCGAGCCAUCUUUCUUGGAUGCGCGCGCAGCGUAAGUUCCUGUGUUCCUGUGACGCUGGAACGACGGUCUACGACCAGGAAGCUUACUCGAGAUUUCUGGGAUCUGCUUCACAGCACCGUGGAAAUGGAGAGUGAGGCCAACAACGCUAUGGCACUGCAAAUUGAUCGACAACUGUCGCUUCUCGCAUCCGCGCUCGAAUCGCGACAGCUACUUGGCAAGGUCGAUGCGGCUCGUGCUGCCGGUUUGGAAGAUGUCGACUCCAGCUUGACUAGUCUUAUACGGGCCCUGUUGAAUUUGGUGCCACCGCCGACUUCGACCUUGCCGCAGACUGCGAAGUCUGAGCUAGUGGCUGUGACGAACUCGUGCAUCCGGUCGACGGUCCACCUCAUGUCGACGAGCUCAUUUUCGGAGGCGAUUCUUUGGCUGCUCGAUCAGUCCGACGCAACGAUCCAGCCCCGCGCAUUCGGUCUCUUGCGCACCCGCUUGCCCAAGAUCAAGCCCGCCAGGCGGGCCGAGAUCUCACCGGCGGUGGUGUGUGUCGUAGACCGGGCGCACACACUGCUGUCCGAAACGACCGAGAACCGCGACGGGGCGCUCGAGACGUUGCUCAUCAUCGCAUCAUCGGUUUAUCCCGACGAAGACACCGCCUUGGCCAAGGUUGUUCCGUACCUCAUCGCAGUGGCAUCAUCGGCAGAGAACGAUGUCGCUACUCGGGUGCUGGCAAUCAACAUCGUCACGAAGCUCACGAGCCGUCUCGGUCCUCGUCUCAUCCCUCUUGUCGCCAAGAUCGUGCCUUUCGCCAUCGACACGCUCCACUCGGUCGCCAAGCAGCCCGCCGGCUUGUCGGCUAUUGCGGCUCCGAUUUUCGAGACACUUGAGGGCCUCUUCUCCUCCAUCCCCAACUUCAUCGGCGCGCAUACCGACAAGGUGUUACAGCUCACUCUCUCGCCAGACGUGCUCGUGCUCGCCGGAACCAAGGGGACGGCGGUCAGCAAAGCCCGCGCAGCACUCCUUUCCACCGCCGCAAAGAGGCUUCCUGCCAAGGUCCUGUAUCCCUCUAUCAUUCGUAUGCAUGCCUCGCUAGGAUCGAGUCCCACUGCUUCAGGCGUCCUCGGUCUGCUUGACGUUCUCAAUCGCGCUUUGCGAUAUGGCAAGGUUGCAGACAUUGCAGGGGCCUACCGGUCCAUUUUCAAGCUCUUCCUUGCCAUCUUUGAUCUUCGUCGACUCCAGGCUUCGUCGCUCCUCAUCGAAGACCUUGAUCGCAUCGAAGACACCGGACUGGGCGCUUUCGUGCAGUUCAUCCUCAAACUCAACGAGCAGACGUUCCGACCCCUGUUCCUACGCACCUACGAUUGGGCUGCGAUCGAUCUCGUGGAACAAGGCGAGGUUGCGCUCAACCCUCGUCGCAUCGUGCUUUACAAGUUGAUGGAUCGACUUUUGACGCAGCUGCGCAGCAUCGUCGUGCCUUACUUCUCGUUCAUGCUCGACCAAACCACCGAGCUGCUUGUGGCGUUCGCCCGAGGCGACAAUCAAGAUGUCGCACUUUGGACUGCUGUGACGUCGGCUCUGACCAAAUCGAUCGACUACGACGAAGGCAGUAAGUUCCGCUUUGUUGAAUCAUGUACCGUAGAUCAGGUGGAAAGACAGCUGGACUCGAUUGACUCCUCUCUACUCGGCUUUCUCGCAGACUUCUGGACGCCCCUGCGGUUGGGCAAACUAUCGACUCCUGUUGCGGACCAGGUGCUCGUUUCUCGCCAAGUGCUGCCACCUGGCCUCGUCAAGUCGCAUUACGAGCCUCUGCUGUCGCAGUACUCGUUGCGACUCGUGGCCCACGAGCGCUUGCUCAAGCAAUUCAACAUGUCGUUACUAAUGCAUACCCGCUCGGAUGAUCUGCGUGUCAAGCGAGCGGCCGUCGAAGCUCUCGAACAGGUCUGGGUCGCGCUCGGGGACGGCAUGCUCGGCUUCGUCCCCGAAACUACACCAUUCCUGAGCGAGACACUCGAGGAAAGCGAAGGCGGGGUCGAAAGGGCGACACGAUCGUUGAUCACGAGGAUCGAAGAACACUUGGGCGAACCCCUUGAUAGCUUUUUGGACGCGUAA
Microbotryum saponariae is the source of this 6823-nucleotide messenger RNA. The record is from the annotation of a GenBank genome assembly. Lineage: Eukaryota; Fungi; Basidiomycota; Microbotryomycetes; Microbotryales; Microbotryaceae.